AUGUCAAGGAAGGAUUGCGAGCUCUGCGGCGGCCCGGCCCGCAUGUUCUGCGAGUCCGACGAUGCCAGUCUCUGCUGGGACUGCGACGAGAAGGUCCACGCCGCCAAUUUCCUGGUAGCCAAGCACUCCCGGACGCUUCUCUGCCACGCAUGCUACUCCCCGACGCCGUGGAAGGCCGCCGGCCUCAGGCUCGGCCAUGCCUUCUCCGUCUGCAGCGGCUGCGCCGUCGGCGACGGAGAGAACCGCCGGGUGGAGGAAUCUACCAUCCGGAGGGGUGAUGAGGACGGCGGCCUCGGCACUUCAAGCGGACCGCCGGGGAGCGAGAGUGAGAGCGAGAGCGACGACGGGGAGUAUUUCAGUGAUACCGAGGGUUCUAGUGUGGAUGAGGAUGAGGAUGCGGAGGAGGAGGACGGGGAGAAUCAAGUCGUUCCGUGGUCUGAUUCCGGCUCAAUUGCAACGCCGCAGGCGGCGGCGAGCUAUUCCAGCCGUGAGGAGAAUGCCUCCCGUUCCUCGUCGAAGAGGACGCGUGAAAUCGCCUUUGAAUCUGAGGAUGACGAUGGGUGCAGCUCGUGGGCGUACCCUGAUGCAAACUCUCAACUCUCCGACGGGUACUCGGGUUCUAAUUCACUCAGCUUGUCGAGAAUGCCACGGCGGAGCCACGGCGGCGGUUUGCUGGAAUCGCCGGAGCACGCGGCUAAUGGGGGUCAUAACACGUCAUCAUCGGGAACGGCAGCCAUUGUUGAGAAACUGAGCAGGUACCAUUAG
Striga hermonthica is the source of this 765-nucleotide messenger RNA. Lineage: Eukaryota; Viridiplantae; Streptophyta; Magnoliopsida; Lamiales; Orobanchaceae. The record is from the annotation of a GenBank genome assembly.